AUGCGUCUAAUUAACACCACGACACGGGAGUUGGAAAGCUUUCCGGAAGACACGGCCCCCCCGUACGCGAUUCUGUCCCAUACUUGGGGUGACGAUGCCGACGAACUUAGUUAUAUCGGGAUGAGAGAUGGAAAAGUCGAUAAACGUAGCCCUGGAUGGGCCAAACUUCGGGGAUGUUGUCAACGCGCAAAGCUGGAGGGAAUACAUUACGCCUGGAUCGAUACCUGCUGCAUAGACAAGACGAACCUAGUGGAACUUAGCGAGGCCAUCAACUCCAUGUUCAGAUGGUACAGAAAAUCGUCUAUCUGUUUUGUCUACCUAUCCGAUGUUCCGGACGACGACAAGCCUCGCCUCCCCCAGUCUGGCUACCGCUGUAGCAGAUGGUUUCAAAGAGGCUGGACCUUACAGGAGCUUCUUGCACCUAAAAAGAUGAAAUUUUACACUGUGGGAUGGAACUAUCUAGGAACCAAGGCUAAAUUACAUGGCACGAUCAGCAGUAUUACGGGUAUACCAAGCGAAGUGUUGCUUGGUGUCACUUCAGUACAGACCGCAUGCGUAGCUCAGCGGAUGUCCUGGGCAGCACGGAGAGAAACGAAGAGGAAAGAAGACACGGCGUAUUGUCUGCUUGGCAUCUUCAAUAUAUCGAUGCCGUUAGUGUACGGGGAGGGCGGGGAUCAUGCCUUUUUCCGUCUCCAGGAACAAAUUCUAAAGCACACAAGGGACGAUUCUAUUCUGGCAUGGGGUAUUACUGAUACGAUAACUGUUUCUCUACUCAAGAAGCAGAGAACUGUUAGAAUCCUGGCUGUGGCGCCAUCCGAGUUCGCAAAUUCCGGAAAUGUUGUUGUCCGAGAACCUCAUCCGUGCCUCGAGACCAUUAGCGUUGCCGCUGGAGGCAUCCGAAUUAGCCUGCCGCUGCGUCACUCUCACGGCGAAACGUACCUUGGGCUUCUUGGUUGCAAGCUGCAAGAGUCUGAGGAGUCUAGUCUUGAGAUCCCCCUUUGUUUGUUGCCAUCCGGCGAGUACGCCCGAGCCCAUGGGUCCCUCUGGCGUAGCCGUCAGGUCAAAUCCCUCGACAACAAACGGAAGCUGGUUUAUAUCACUAAUAACGUCCAAGACAAAUCUGCCGACGGCGGUGAAGAUCGGUACUUCAUUUACGACGAAGCAAAGUUUGCCCAAGCCAAACUCGAAUUGGUGGAAGUGUUCCCCCAAACCUCUUGGUGCAAGGACUCGUCCAUGUUCACAUGGAGAAUCAAGUCAGACAGGGAUUAUGAAGGUGAAAUAUGGGCUAGAUUUCGCUACCCUGAUCCGGACGCCAUGAACAUUCCGGACUUUGUUGUGCUUCUCGGAUUUAAACCGACAGCUACAACACCACGUUGUUGCGUCUUGAUAUGUGAUAGGAACAGCACCAUUGAGUAUAUGACGAGCCAUCGUGACAUAGUCAGGGAAUAUUUAUACGAAUACACUUGUGCAACUAACGGAUUCAUCAAUCUCGGUGUUACUCUCAAGAUUAUAUCGGAGACCACGGUUAAUAUCCUGCCGGAGAUAAUGCCACAGCUGCCCAUGACCACCAUCAAUCUCACGGCAGAAAUGGAUAGGGUGGUACAAAACUUCUUGAGCAUCAUGAGAACUUGGUCCGCUUACAAAAGGAAGGCAGAGAUCUAA
Messenger RNA from Pochonia chlamydosporia 170, 1662 nucleotides. RefSeq names its product HET domain-containing protein. The coding region runs from base 1 to 1662 and encodes 553 amino acids. Lineage: Eukaryota; Fungi; Ascomycota; Sordariomycetes; Hypocreales; Clavicipitaceae. The record is from RefSeq and is a predicted model, not a curated record. The transcript has a single exon.